CCGAACUUCACACUUCUUUUUUCUUUCUCUCUCUUCUUCUUCUUCUUGACUUGUUCGUUUUUUCUUUGUUUUUUCCUUUGUUUUCUUUUUAUCCCCAUUUGUUUUUUUGUCUUUGUGUCUAUUAUUUCUUUUUUCUUUUUCUUUCUUGUUUAUUUCAACACUGGCGGUUGAUAGGAUUCCAAUAUCUAUUUACCACGACGCUCCGUUUGUUUUUUCCUUCUUCUUCUUCUUGUCUUUCUUUUCUUUAUCCUCAAGUGUACAGUUUGUGAAGUGAUUCCUUUUUUGACAUGUCAGAAAAAGGAGACGACGAGAAAAAGGCGGGUGCCCAGUUUGAAGAACAGGCACAUGUAGAACAUGAAGAUGAGAUAUCGCCAGAAUUAGAAGCGUUACUUCACACCGAUCCACAACAGGGCCUGACGGCACUGGAAGUCGAAGAACGACAAGCGAAAUUUGGAUUGAAUGAGUUACCAGAACGUAAAACCAAUCCCAUCCUCAAAUUUCUUCGUUAUUUUACCGGCCCCAUCUCCUAUUUAAUCGAAAUCGCUUGCAUUAUUGCCGCCGUUGUCGGUGACUGGAUCGAUUUUGGUAUCAUUCUAGCCCUGCUGUUGAUCAACGCUCUCAUCGGCUAUAUUGAGGAAGCCAAAGCCGAGUCGGCCUUGGACGCUUUGCGACAAACCUUGGCUCUCAAGACCCGCUGUUUUCGUGAUGGUCGACUCUCAGAAACCGAUGUGAAGGACCUGGUACCGGGAGACGUCAUCAUUCUUCGUAUUGGUGAUAUCAUUCCUGCCGAUGCUCGACUCCUUGGCCUAGGUGCCAGUGGUGAAGAAAAUGCAGGUGAUCUCCUCAUUGAUCAAUCCGCUCUCACGGGUGAAUCCUUGCCUGUCUCGAAAAAGAAGGGUUCCACAGUGUAUUCCAGCAGUGUCGUCAAACAAGGUCAGCAAUUGGCCGUCGUCACGAAAACCGGCGCCAAUACUUUUAUCGGUCGCGCGGCCAACCUCAUUGCCAUUACUACCGAACAAGGCCAUUUCCAACGGAUCAUUGCCAAAAUUGGCAAUGUGCUCAUCUGGUCCACCAUUGCUCUGGUCCUUAUCGUGCUCAUCUAUCAGCUGGUCAAACUGAAGGAAAACUGGAAAACGGUGCUGGUCAACUGCCUGGUGCUUACAGUGGCGGCUAUUCCCGUCGGUCUGCCUACGGUCAUGUCCGUCACCAUGGCUAUUGGUGCCAAACAACUGGCGGCGAAAAAGGUCAUUGUCAAACGUCUCACGGCCGUGGAAGAACUCGCUUCGGUGUCUGUGCUGUGUUCCGACAAAACCGGUACCCUGACCUUGAACGAACUCACCUUUGAUGAACCUUGGUUGGCUGGCAACUACACCGCCGACGAUAUUCUCCUGUACUCUUACCUUGCCGCUGAAUCCGGAGCCAAUGAUCCCAUUGAAGCCGCAGUUCGUCGAGCCGCCGAAGGAUCCCUCGAUAUCCUCAAGAACCGACAACCUCAUCAGCGUGAUAUACCCGGCUUCAAGGUCACUGCAUUCCAGCCGUUUGAUCCUGUCACCAAAAUGACCAAAGCAACCAUCCUCGACACCAAUACCAAUCAGUCCUUCCAAGUGGCCAAGGGUGCUCCUCAAGUGAUUACUCGCCUCGUCGGUGGCAACGAUGCCGCCGUUCACGCCGUCAACUCACUCGCUCGUCGUGGUCUUCGUGCUCUCGGUGUGGCCAAGACUGUCCCCGGUGACCUGGACAAGUUUGAACUCGUCGGUAUGAUCUCACUCCUGGAUCCUCCUCGUCCCGAUUCCGCCGCCACCAUUCGUGACUGUAAUGCCUUGGGUGUCGAUGUCAAAAUGAUUACCGGUGACCAGCUCAUUAUUGCCAAAGAAGUCGCUGCGCGUCUCGGCAUGGGCCGCGUCAUCCUGGAUGCCAAUCAUCUCGUCGAUCCCAAUAAAUCCGAAGAUGAGGUCACCGAACAUUGUCAACGUGCUGAUGGUUUUGCCCAGGUCAUUCCUGAACACAAGUACCGCGUCGUCGAAUUGCUGCAAAAGAAAGGCUUAUUGGUCGGUAUGACCGGUGACGGUGUUAAUGACGCUCCUGCUCUCAAGAAGGCCGAUGUCGGUAUUGCCGUCGAAGGUUGUACCGAUGCUGCCCGUUCCGCCGCCGACAUUGUCUUGCUGGCUCCUGGUCUGUCCACCAUCACCGAUGGUAUCAAGACAUCACGUGCCAUUUUCCAACGUUUGCGAUCCUAUGCUCUCUACCGUAUCACCUCCACCAUCCAUUUCUUGCUGUUCAUGUUUAUCGUUACCAUGGUUGAAAACUGGCGUAUGCCGGCUGUCUUGCUCAUCAUGAUUUGCGUCUUGAACGAUGCGGCCACCUUGGUCAUUUCCGUUGACAACACCGAAAUUUCUGAUCGUCCUGACAAGUGGCGUAUUGGACAAUUGUUGUUCUUGUCGUUUAUUCUCGCUAUUCUGUUGGCCGCACUCUCGUUUGGUCACUUUUACGUGGCCAGAGAUGUGUUCAAGGUGACGGAUAACGAACUUCACUCCAUCAUGUACUUGCACAUUUCUUCAGCGCCUCACUUUGUCAUCUUUUCCACGCGUGUACCUGGUUAUUGGUGGGAAAACAUGCCACAUUGGAUCUUCACCGUGUGUAUCAUUGGUACCCAGAUCAUUGCUCUCUUCUUUUCAGUGUAUGGUGUCUUUGGUGAACACGAAGGCGUUGCUCCAUGUGGUUAUGGCUGGGGUUUCUCGGUUCUCGGUGUUUCGCUCGUCUUUUUCAUGCUUCUCGAUGUCGUCAAAGUAUACAUCUUCCGUAUCUGGAACUUUGAAUUCACUGCCAAGGUAUUCCCUGCCCCGUCCCGUCGUGCGAAACUCGCCGCUCGUGAAAGGGAGAAUGAGAAGCGACUUCGCGUUGACAACAGCUGGCGCAAGGUUCUCCAUACGGUUGAGGUCUAUAACAUGGUUGGUGCUUUCCAACGACUGACCGAAGAGGAGGCCGGAUUAGAAAAGCCCAACAUGCAAGAACAUUAACUUACAGAUACUGACUUGACUCUUUUUUUCUCCCCCGUUUUGUGUUAAACCUCGUAAUAUAGUUUUCUCUCUCUUUUUUCUAACCAUACAAUGAAUCGAGAUUCUGUAAUCUCAUUUCUUCUAUAUUACUUUUGAUUUCCUUUUUGUUAUUGAUCCUUCUUUUUCCCCAUAAAAUAUAUGAUACUCGCUUCUAUUUUCUGCCAAGAAA
This is a messenger RNA of Radiomyces spectabilis, 3225 nucleotides long. RefSeq names its product proton ATPase. The transcript is spliced from 4 exons. Lineage: Eukaryota; Fungi; Mucoromycota; Mucoromycetes; Mucorales; Radiomycetaceae. The coding region runs from base 288 to 3017 and encodes 909 amino acids. Gene Ontology annotation, molecular function: ATP binding; ATP hydrolysis activity; P-type proton-exporting transporter activity. Gene Ontology annotation, cellular component: plasma membrane. The record is from RefSeq and is a predicted model, not a curated record. Gene Ontology annotation, biological process: regulation of intracellular pH; proton export across plasma membrane.